AAAUUUUUCUGUCUUCGAUAUCAACCCAUGAAAGAUUUUCAAGAUCAUAUCAAGAGAAGAUAACCAGACUUCAAAGACAGAACUGGCUCUUGUUAGAAUAAGACACGAUGGCACCACCACACAAGAACCAAAACUUCCGUCCGGAAAACGUUUUAAAGCGUGCCGAAGAUUUAAUCGCUGUUGGCCAAAAUGAAGCAGCUUUAGAAACUUUGUAUGAGUUGAUUACUUCUAAAAGAAUUCGUUAUUUACAAGUUAAUGACUUAGAGCCUAUUGCUCUUUUACUUGUUGAAUUAGCUGUUGAUUUAAGAAAAGGGAAGAUUGCCAAGGAUGCUUUACACCAAUAUAAAAAGAAUGUUCAAUUAUCAGAAAAUGGGUUAGAAUCAGUUGAAGUUAUUGUUCGUAAAUUUGUUCAAUUAGCUGAAAAAAAAUUAGAUGCUGCUCAAGCUAAGGCUGAAAUUGAAAUUGAUCAAAACGAAGAAGAUGAUUUAGAUGUUGCUCAAACUCCUGAAAGUAUUUUAUUAUCUGCUGUUUCUAAUACUGAUUCUGCUGAUCGUACUGAACGUGAAUUAGUUACUCCUUGGUUAAGAUUUUUAUGGGAAGCUUUAAGAGCUACUUUGGAUAUCUUGAGAAACAACUCUAAAUUAGAAGUCACUUAUUCUGCUAUUGUUACUCAAGCUUUCCAAUUUUGUUUAAAAUUUAAUAGAAAAGCUGAAUUUAGAAGAUUAUGUGAAUUAUUAAGAGCUCACAUGCAAUCGGUUACUACUCAAGCUCCUAAAUUUGGUACUAAUAACAAUGCUAUUGAUUUAUCUGAUGCUGAAACUGUUCAACGUUACUUGGAUCAACGUUUCUUCCAAUUAAAUAUUUCUGUUAAAUUAGAAUUAUGGCAAGAAUCUUUCCGUUCGGUUGAUGACGUUCACACUUUAAUCACUGCAUCCAAGAAAUCUCCAAAACCAGUCAUGAUGGCUAAUUAUUAUGAAAACUUGGCCAGAAUCUUCGCUGUUUCUGAUAAUGCUUUAUUCCAUGCUGCUGCUUGGAACAAGUUCUUUAACUUAUAUUCCCAAUCUCCAAAUGCUACCGAUGAAGAAUUAAGUCAUUAUGCUUCCAUCCUUGUUUUAUCUACUUUAGCCAUUCCAACUAAAUCUUUGACUACCAAUGAAACUAUUGUCGAUGAACAUAAAGCUAAAAAUGCUAAAUUAUCUUCUUUAUUGAAUUUGAGUCAAGUUCCAACUAGAGAAAGUUUAAUUAAAGCUCUUACCAAUAGAAACAUUUUAAGUUUUGUUGAUCCUUCUGUUAAAAAAUUAUAUGAUACUUUAAAAGAAAAUGAAUUCCAUCCAUUAACUGUUAAAAAUAAAGUAUCUCAAGUUUUUAAAGCUAUUGAAAGUGAUAAAGAUUAUAAACAAUAUAUUCCUACUUUAACCAGAGUUAUUUUAAUUAGAUUGUUCCAACUGAUUUCUCAAAUUUAUGAAUCAGUUAAAUUAGAUUUCUUGGUUUCUUUAGGUGUUUUAGAAGGUACACAAUUUACUUUAAAUCCAUUAGAAAUUGAAGAUUUAAUUGUUAAUGCUGUUAAAGAUGGUCAUUUAUCUUUAAUUAUUGAUCAUGAAGCUGGUGUUGUUACCUUCAAAUCUAAUCCAUUUGAAGAUUCUUUCAACGAUAAAUUACCUUCUAAAUUACAAACUUCUCCUUCUGAAUUAGUUAGAAGUCAAUUAACUAAGUUGGCUUUCACUUUAUCUUCCACUGCUAAAGUUAUUGACCCUCAAUACGAAGCCCGUGCUAAAUAUAGACGUGAACUUGCUUUACAAAAUGCUUUCCAUGAAUUAAUUACUGAACAAGAAGAAAUUGCUGCUCGUGUUAAAGUUAUGGAAGAACGUAGACGUAUCGCUGAAAAAUUGAAACGUGAACAAGAAGAAGAAGCCGCUAGAUUGAAACAAGAAAGAAUGGUUGCUGAACAAAAAGCUGAACAAGAAAGGUUAGUUGCUGAACAAGAAAGAAAGAGAUUAGAAAAGCUUGAAAAUGAAAAACGUAUGGUUUUAGAAAAUGAUAAAAGAAAGAUUGCUGAAGAAAUUAAUGCUAAAGGUAUUAUUAAGAUUGAUUUAGACAACUUAAAAGAUUUAGAUACCGAAAAAUUACAAAUGAUGCAAAUCGAACAAUUAAAUAAAGAUAAGAAAGAUUUGGAAGAAAAAUGCAAAGCUUUUGCUAAGAAAACUGAUCACGCUGAAAGAGCUUAUAGACGUUAUGAAUUACAAUUAUUGGAAAAAGAUGCUCAAGUCCAAAAAGAAAAUUAUAUUAAGAAAUAUGAAGAAUAUAAGCAAGCUAAAAUUGAAAAAGCUAAGAAAGAUCAUGCUAAAGCCAUUACUUUAAGAGACCGUUUGGCCCGUGUCAUUCCAGAUUACAAUCAAUUCACUGGUCGUAUCAAUGAAAAGAAUAUGUCUAAGAUUAAUGAAUUAAAGAAGAAAGCUGCUGCAGACUUAGCCCAAGCCAAACAAGAACGUAUUGAAGAUUACAAGAGACACCGUAGAGAACAAUUAUUAGCUGAAAAGGAAGAACAAGAAAGAAUUGCCGAAGAAGAAGCUGCUAAAGCUGCUAAAGAAGAAGAAAUGGCUAAAUUCAGAGAAGAAAUGAGAGUUCAAAGAGAAAAAGAUGCUAAACUUGCCAAACAAAGACAAGAAAUGGAAGAAGAAAUCGCCAGAAGAAAUGCUUCUCGUGGUUCUGCUCGUCCAACUCCAAGUGCUAGUGGUUCUCCAGCACCAGCUUCUCCAGCACCAGCUUCUCCAGCACCAGCUUCUCCAGCACCAGCUGGUGAUAAGCCAUUGACUUUCGCUGAAAAAAUGAGAUUGAAGAGAAUGGCAAAACAAAACUAA
This is a messenger RNA of Hyphopichia burtonii NRRL Y-1933, 2858 nucleotides long. RefSeq names its product translation initiation factor eIF3 subunit a (gene RPG1A). Gene Ontology annotation, molecular function: translation initiation factor activity; mRNA binding. NCBI's taxonomy places the organism in Eukaryota, Fungi, Ascomycota, Pichiomycetes, Serinales, Debaryomycetaceae. Gene Ontology annotation, cellular component: multi-eIF complex; eukaryotic translation initiation factor 3 complex, eIF3m; eukaryotic translation initiation factor 3 complex, eIF3e. The transcript has a single exon. Bases 108 to 2858 code for a protein of 916 amino acids. Gene Ontology annotation, biological process: translation reinitiation; formation of cytoplasmic translation initiation complex. The record is from RefSeq and is a predicted model, not a curated record.